Messenger RNA from Sinocyclocheilus rhinocerous, 3253 nucleotides. Its product is annotated as NACHT, LRR and PYD domains-containing protein 3-like. The record is from RefSeq and is a predicted model, not a curated record. Lineage: Eukaryota; Metazoa; Chordata; Actinopteri; Cypriniformes; Cyprinidae. Gene Ontology annotation, molecular function: protein binding. The transcript has 12 exons. Bases 108 to 3203 code for a protein of 1031 amino acids.
UAUUAUUUUGUCCUCAUGAAUACUACAUUCAAGUUAAUUUACAAAAAUGUAAUAAAUACUUGUGUAUGCCUCAUUAGCCUUAUGCAGCUGUGAAGACUAAAUGAUUUAUGGAGAACACACAAACAUUCAACAACAGAGAUUUUCCUUCAGGAUGCAGUAUGUUGCACAGAGAGAGAUCAACCCCAUCAGAGUUCAGCUGUGUGUCCAUGAAGAGUGACCAGUCUAUGGGCAAGCCAAUAAAAUUUAAGGGAAGACAAACAUCGACUGAUCUAAGUCUUUUGCACAGAGGGAGAUCAAACCCACCAGAGUCCAGCUGUGUGUCCAUGAAGAGCAACCAGUCUAUGGGCAAGCCAAUACAAUUUAAGGAAAGACAAACAUCAACUGAUCUGAGUCUGAGAGAUAGAUCAAACCCAUUGGAGUCCAGCUGUGUGUCCAUGAAGAGCGACCAGCCUAUGGGCAAGCCAAUAAAAUGUAAGGGAAGAGACACAUCAACUAAUCUGAGUCUGUUGCACAGAGACAGAUCAAACCCAUCAGAGGCAAGCUGUGUGUCCAUGAAGAGCGACCAGUCUAUGGGCAAGCCAAUAAAAUUUAAGGGAAGACAAGCAUCAACUGAUCUGAGUCUGUUGCACAGAGACAGAUCAAACCCAUCAGAGGCAAGCUGUGUGUCCAUGAAGAGCGACCAGUGUAUUGGCAAGCCGAUAAAAUGUAAGGGAAGACACACAUCAACUGAUCUGAGCACAUUCAAAUCAAAUCUGAUGAAGAAGUUUCAGUGUCUGCAUGAAGGAACAGCAAAACAGGGAAACCCAACAUUCCUGAAUGAGAUCUACACAGAGCUCUACAUCACAGAGAGUAAAAGUGGAGAGAUCAAUAAACAACAUGAGGUGAGACAGAUUGAGACACAAUCCAGGAGAGCAGCAACAGAGGACACACCAAUCAAAUGCAAUGACAUCUUUAGACCUUUACCUGGACAAGACAAACCCAUCAGAACUGUGCUGACAAAGGGAGUCGCUGGCAUUGGAAAAACAGUCUCUGUGCAGAAGUUUAUUGUGGACUGGAGUGAAGGGAAAGCAAAUCAGGACAUCCAGCUCAUAUUUCCACUUCCUUUCAGAGAGCUCAACUUGAUGAAGGACAAAAAACUCAGUCUUUCAGAUCUACUUCAGGUUUUGUUUCCUGAAACAAGAGAAAUAUCCAGUGAUGCAUAUAAAGUUUUCUUCAUCUUUGAUGGUCUGGAUGAGUGUCGUCUGUCUCUGGAUUUUCAGAGCAAUGUGAGGUUGUGUGAUUUAAGUAAAUCUGCCACAGUGGAUGUGCUACUGACGAACCUCAUUGCGGGAAAUCUGCUGCCCUCUGCUCUCAUCUGGAUCACCUCCAGACCAGCAGCAGCUGAUCUCAUCCCCUCUGAGUGUGUCCAUCGAGUGACAGAGGUACGAGGCUUUAAUGACCCAAAGAAGGAGGAAUACUUCAGAAAGAGAAUCAGUGAUCAGAGUCUGGCCAACAGAAUCAUCUCACACCUGAAGUCAUCAAGGAGCCUCCACAUCAUGUGCCACAUCCCAGUGUUCUGCUGGAUUUCAGCCACUGUUCUAGAGGGAAUGUUGGUGAAAUCAUGGAAAGGAGAGAUCCCUAAGACUGUUACUCAAAUGUACACAUACUUCCCGAUCCUUCAGACAAACAUUAAACAUGAGAAGGACUAUGAGAAGAAAGUGAAAGAUGAAUACAUGAUCCUCAAUCUGGGGAAACUGGCUUUUCAGCAGCUUGUGAAAGGCAACCUGAUAUUCUAUGACGAAGACCUGAGCGAGUGUGGCAUUGAUGUGACAGAAGCAUCUGUAUACUCAGGAUUGUGCACACAGAUCUUCAGAGAGGAAUUUGGCUUGUAUCAGGGGAAGGUCUUCUGCUUUGUUCAUCUGAGCAUUCAGGAACAUCUAGCAGCAUUAUAUGCGCACCUCUCCUUUACAGAAUACAUAAAUGUGUUCGACCAAGCCACAGAACAAAAUACCUUCUCUAAGGUCUUAAACUGGAUGAAAAAUAAUUCAUUAUCUGGCCUACAUCAGACAGCUGUGGCUGAAGCUUUACAGAGUAAGAAUGGACAUCUGGACCUUUUCCUGCGUUUUCUUCUGGGUCUCUCAGUGGAGUCUAAUCAGACUCUCUUACAAGAACUAAUAACACAGACAGGAAGCUGCUCCUACAAUAAAAAGGAAACAGUUGAAUACAUCAAACAGAAGAUCAGGGAGAAUCCCUCUCCAGAGAGAUGUAUCAAUCUGUUCCACUGUCUGAAUGAACUGGGCGAUGAUUCACUAAUGCAGGAGAUCCAGGAUUAUCUGAGAUCUGGAAAAAUAAAUCAAAUCAAACUCUCUUCUUCACAGUGGUCAGCUCUGGUUUUUGUGUUGCUGACAUCAGAGCAGAAGAUGGAAAAGUUUGAUCUAAAAAAUUUUAUGGGAGCACAAAAUACAGCAGAUGAAGUUCUUCAGAAACUGCUGCCUGUGAUUCAAGAAUCCAGAUCAGCUCAAUUGUGUAAGUGUGGUGUCACAGAUAAAGGUUGUGCUGUACUGGCUACAGCUCUAAGCUCAAACCCCUCACACCUGAGAGAUCUGAAUCUGUCUGGAAAUAAGCUACAAGAUGCAGGAGUGAAGCUGAUCUCAGAUGGACUGAUGGAUCCUCACUGUAACCUGGAAACACUGCAGUUGAGUGAUUGUGGUGUCACAGAUGAAGGUUGUGCUGCUCUGGCUUCAGCUCUAAGAUCAAACCCCUCACACUUGAGCUAUUUGGACUUAACUGGAAAUAAACUAAAAGAUCUAGGAAUUAAUCUGAUCUCUUCUGUACUUGAUGACCCUCACUGUAAAAUGAAAACACUGCGGUUGAUUGAUUGUGGUGCCACAGAUAAAGGCUGUGCUGUUCUGGCUUCAGCUCUGAGAUCAAACCCCUCACACCUGAGAGAACUGAAUAUGUCUGGAAAUAAACUAGGACCAUCAGGAGUGAAAUUGCUCUCUAAUGGACUGGAGGACCCUCACUGUAAUCUGGAGAUACUGUGGCUGAUGGAUUGUAGUGUUACAGAUAAAGGUUGUGCUGUUCUGGCUUCAGCUCUGAGAUCAAACCCCUCUCACCUACAAAAACUGGAUCUGACUAGAAAUUUUCUUGGAAAGUCAGACGUGAAGUUGCUCUCUGCUCUCUGCUCUGAUCCGGAUUACGAACUGAAGACACUUCUGUUUUAGUCUGACCUUCUCUGGAUUGGUUGACAGUGAAUAAAGAGCCACUAAAAAAC